Messenger RNA from Malania oleifera, 4161 nucleotides. Its product is annotated as ubiquitin carboxyl-terminal hydrolase 26. The record is from RefSeq and is a predicted model, not a curated record. Gene Ontology annotation, biological process: protein deubiquitination. NCBI's taxonomy places the organism in Eukaryota, Viridiplantae, Streptophyta, Magnoliopsida, Santalales, Ximeniaceae. Bases 623 to 3892 code for a protein of 1089 amino acids. Gene Ontology annotation, cellular component: nucleus; cytosol. Gene Ontology annotation, molecular function: protein binding; cysteine-type endopeptidase activity; cysteine-type deubiquitinase activity. The transcript is spliced from 15 exons.
UCUAUGUUGCAGAAUCCAUUUGAAUUAACCAACCUUUAUUCAUUUUGCCAGAUCUAAUAACCAUGCUAAAUUCCAUUUUUUCCAAUAAUACUUCCCAUCAAUUUGGAAAAUUAUAGGCUAACGUCCUCUCCCAACCCGACACCCUCAAGGAUUCUCAUUUCUACAACCCCCAACUACAGUUUCCUCUCUCAUUCUCUGAAUCAACAUGAGACCCUAGCUCGCCAACCCUUGUUGCGACAUCGAUUUGUGGUCGAGUUGGGCUCUUCAUCGGAUUCUGAGUGAUUGUGGUCCAGUUGAGUUCUUCGAGCGUUGGGUUUAGGCUUCUUCAAACCCUAGCAACACUGUUCUCGAUUGGGUUUUGAGCUGUGAUUGUUGGGCGAUUCGAGAUCCUAACUCAGAUAUUAGAGUCUAUCCGAGCGUUGUUUCUUCAACUCUGUGGAUUCAGUUUUAACCCCAGCACCAUAAAUCUGUUUCCAGUUGAUCUGCCUAUGGAAGCGGUCUCUGGAUUUCAUUUAAAUGUUUUAAACAUUUCAAUCCAAUUAUGCAAUUUCCCUUUUCUUGCCUGGCUCAAUCAGUCUUUCUGUCUGUGCUAUUCAUGUAAGUAGAUACAAGAAAGGGAAAAAUGAGUCAUCGACCGACCACCCGCAGCAAAAGUAAAAGAACUAGACUAGAUGACAGUGCUGAAACCACAUCCCAAACAUUGAGGAAAAUUCAUUCAACUGGUCAAGUGGCCAAAGAUGAUGUAAAUCAGCUGUUUAUGAUUUGGAAGCCAGUUUGUCAAGGUUGCCGUGUGAAUACAAAAGACAACCCAAAUUGCUUCUGUGGGUUGGUUCCACCUCCUAAUGGGAGUCGGAAAUCUGGUUUAUGGCAGAAGAUUUCUGACAUUGUUCAUUCUCUUGGCCCAGACCCAUGGAAGGAUCUUCGCACUUCCCCUCAUGAACCUGCAGGUCUUACAAAUCUGGGAGCUACAUGCUAUGCUAACAGCAUACUCCAAUGUUUGUACAUGAAUAGAUCCUUCCGUAAUGGUGUUUUCUUAGUUGAACGAGAUCUUUUGAAUCAACAGCCAGUGUUAUAUCAACUUACACGUCUUUUUGCACAGUUGCAUAGCAGUAAGAUGGCCUUUAUUGACUCAGCUCCAUUUAUUAAAACUCUGGAGUUAGAUAAUGGUGUUCAGCAAGACAGCCAUGAAUUUCUCACCCUGCUUCUCUCUUUGCUUGAGCGGUGUUUGAGCCAUUCUAAAGUUUCCAGAGCAAGAACUAUUGUUCAAGACCUUUUCCGUGGAAGCGUGUCACAUGUGACGAGAUGCUCAAAGUGUGGACAAGAUUCUGCAGCUUCUUCAAACAUGGAAGACUUCUAUGAGCUGGAGUUAAAUGUAAUGGGUUUAAAAAGUUUAGAUGAGAGUUUAGAUGAUUACCUUAGCAUGGAAGAGCUUAAUGGAGAGAAUCAAUAUUUUUGUGACUCAUGUAAAAUACGAGUUGAUGCCACCCGAUGCAUUAGGCUGCGCACGCUGCCCGAUGUCCUUAAUUUCCAGCUCAAGCGUUGUGUUUUCCUUCCGAAGACUACAACCAAAAAGAAAAUCACUUCUUCAUUUUGCUUCCCCGGUGAACUGCAUAUGGGACAAAGGCUGUCUGAAUCUUCUCAGUCAGAAUCAAUAUUUGACUUGUCUGCUGUGCUGAUUCACAAGGGAACCGCUGUGAACAGUGGCCACUACAUUGCACACAUCAAGGAUGAGAAUACAGGGCAGUGGUGGGAAUUUGAUGAUGAGCAUGUGUCGAAGUUAGGUUGUCACCCCCUUGGAGAAGGGUCUUCGAAUUCUGCUGCUAAAUCUGGUCGAAAUGAUUUGUCUUAUGGUGAGCCGAUGAAUGAGGCUGUGGAUGAAAGUCAAGUAAAUGUUGAUCAGCUACAGUCUUUGAAAUCUAAUAUUCUUAAUCAUGCAGAUACAUUUUCAUCAAGUGAUGCAUAUAUGCUGAUGUACAAUCGUAGGCGCAUGAAGACUGGUGGUGAAAAAACACAUACUGCAUAUGGUGCCAAUGACAUGGAAAUAGAAAGUAGUGCUGUUUCAUCAAGUGAAGAUAUUUCUCUUCCUGCACAUGUUUUUGAAGAGAUGAACGAAUUGAAUGCAUCAUAUCUCAAUGCCUGUCAAACAUACAAAUUAAAGAAAGAAAAAGAGUUGGAGCAUAUCACAGAGCGAAGACAGGAAGUGAGAUCUGUUCUUUCUGAAGCUUCUGUGCUAUCACUCGAGGAACCGUAUUUUUGGAUUUCCUCAGAUUGGCUCCGACAGUGGGCGGACAAUAUGAUUGCACCGGCUGUUGACAACACAUCUAUUCAAUGCUUGCAUGGAAAAGCUUCCAUAUCUAAGGUUGGCUCUAUGAAGCGGUUGUCUGCUAAAGCUUGGACAAUGUUAUACUCUAAGUAUGGUGGUGGCCCAACAUUGGCAAAUGAUGACUACUGCACCAGUUGCCUUAUUGAUGGAGCCCGCACCAUGGUAUCUGCUGAUAGCUAUAGAGACCGAAGAACAUUGAUGAAAGAACUUGCAGAGGUUGCGCUUGCAGGGAAUUGUCCAGAUGGAACGUUGUACUAUGUAUCUAGGCCUUGGUUGCAACAAUGGCUACGAAGAAAGAAUGUUGACUCUCCAUGUGAAGUGGAUGCAGGUCCGACAGCUUCAAUUAGGUGCCCCCAUGGGGAACUUAUGCCAGAGCAAGCUGCUGGUGCUAGGCGUUUGCUGAUCCCUGAGAGCCUUUGGCUUUUCAUCUAUGAAAGUUCCAAUGCAGUGAAACCUGAUGAUAUUUUGGGUUGUUCAACUUUUCCUUCAGAUUCAGAAUCAUGUGCUCUAUGCAGUGUGGAACUUACGGAAGCUGCCUGCUUGGAGGAUACCUUAAGAGAAGUAAAGGUCAAACAGCGCCAGAAUCAUGAGAAAUUAGCUCUUGGAAAAGGCAUUGCACUGUCCUCCAACUGCCGGUAUUAUCUUUUGCCAUCUUCAUGGUUGUCAAAAUGGAGAAGCUACAUCACCGCAAGUGGCAGGAAUGUUUCAUCAUCUGUUGAGCCUGAAACUUUGGAUGGUGUCAUUGAUACUUUGAAAUGCGAAAAGCAUUCGCGACUCCUGGAACGCCCCCUUGAGCUCACCUGCAGACGCGGUAUGAUUUUCCAGAAGGUGUCCGUGACAGAUGGAUUAACAAUUAUUACUGAGAAUGACUGGAAAUUCUUCUGCGAGGAGUGGGGAGGUACUAAGGAGAAUGGCAUAUGUGCUGAAAUUGAGUUUAAUACUAGUUCAACAAAUGACUUUGUUGGGUCUAGUGAAGAACUGUCAAUCCUUGAUGAACAUCUUAGGUCUCAUGAUGAAGCAAAUGACGAGACUGAGUCCAGACAGUUUGUGAUUAGGACGUUUCCAGAGAUAUGUGAGGAUUGCAUUGGAGAAAGAGAAAGUUGUGAGUUAAUGCGCAAACUUAGCUAUUGUAAUGAAGAUGUAUGUGUGUGUUUUGUACGUGGCAAGGAAGCUCCAAGAUCAAUUUUAGAAGCAUCUGGGACAAACUUUGAUCCAGAUCGGCGAAUUUCCAAGCGCUCUCGAAAGACAACUUUUGGGAACUCUGUAAAUUUGAAGGUUUCUGGGUCUACAACACUCUACCAAUUAAAAAUGAUGAUUUGGGAAUCUUUUGGGGUGGUUAAAGAAAAUCAGGUACUUCACAAAGGUUCCAGGAUAAUUGAUGGGGAAUCUGCCACUCUUGCUGACAUGAAUAUAUUUCCUGGAGAUACACUCUGGGUUACAGAUUCAGAAAUCCAUGAGUACCGAGAUAUUGCUGAUGAGCUUUCUGAGCAGAAGAUAGAGGUGCAGCCGGCGGAGGAAGGGUUUCGGGGAACACUUCUGACAUCAAAUGUCUCAUCCGUGGUGGUUUAAAAGCUUUUUCUUGUAACGUCAGCCCAUGUUAAUAUAUUGGGAGAGGAACAUAUAAAAGCUUCAAAAGCUGUUUUAUUUUUGGGGUUUUGAUCUUUUGUGUCCUUGCCCACCCCAACCCAGCUUGUUUACCCCUUUUUGUAAUCUUCUUUUAGAGGGUGGGAGACAAAAUUGAUUCUCUCUCUCUCUCUCUCUCUCUCUCUUUUAUACAACUUUAUAAAGAGAUGGUGGAAAUGCAAGCUCCGAGCGCAAAGCUCAUUUCUUCGUGAAAA